Lodderomyces beijingensis is the source of this 1005-nucleotide messenger RNA. The record is from the annotation of a GenBank genome assembly. Lineage: Eukaryota; Fungi; Ascomycota; Pichiomycetes; Serinales; Debaryomycetaceae.
AUGGGACUUAUGCGAGCUCAUAGUGUGCCGAAAUCUACCCGGAUACUAUUAGGAGCACUACUCACAGUUACGACGCUACUAUUUGUUUUCAAGUAUCGAAUUUACAAUCAAUCACAAGGCCAACCAAAUGCAGCACGAUUCCAACAGAUACACAUACCAUUUAUUCAGCUAAUACCCAGCUCCACCAUUAGGAACCCAUGGGUUUUGUUUCUGGCCAUAUUUGCCGAGACGAGCUUGAUAACUUUUGUCUUUUCGUUUGUGGUGUUGUACAUUGGAAGCAAAUUUGUCGAGAGAUUUUGGGGCCAGUUUGAAGUGGUCAAGUUCAUUUUGGUUGUUGGUGGGGUCACCAACUUGAUCACAGUUUUGGUUGCCAUUGUUUCCAACUUGGUGAGACAGGAUUUGAAAAGCAUGAACUUGCCAUUGGGCGGAGGCAUAUCUUACUAUUUUGGGUUUCUCGUUGUUUUCAAGCAAUUGAUACCCGAGCACAAUAUUGUCUUGUUUCGAGGCUUGGUCAACUUUAGAGUCAAGCACUUGCCGUUUGCGUUUAUGAUCAUCUUGACGAUCUGGUCGGCUGUGAUCAGCCAAUCGUUGUACCCGGCAGUUCCUUCAAUCACAAGCUUCUUUAUUGCCUAUUUCUACUUGAGGUUUUUCCAGCUGUUGAGGACAGAUCCGACAUUGCCCAUAUCUACCAAUGAUGCAACAAACAGCUCGGUCUUGGUCGGUGACGCCUCUGACACCUUCCAAUUGGUGGAGUUUUUCCCCAAGACUCUAAAGCCAUACUUGAGCCCCGUGUUUGAGCAAGUAUACCAGUUUGCAGUAUUUUUGGCAGUAAUAACCCCAUUCAACGACGAGGCUGUGACCCAGAGCAACUCCAGAGCCCAAAAGAGACAAGAACAAGCCAACCAGGCCACCAAGAGUAUAGCGAGCUCUGUGGCUGAAAGAAGAAGGCAAGUGGCAUUGCAAGUGAUUGAAGAUAGAAUAAAUAAGGGAUCGACUUCAAGCUGA